AUGUCGCAGUCACAGCUAGAUCCUCUGCCAAACGAUCUUCCCUUCCGGAUCAUCUCCAAGACGAUUGGAAGGGGGGCCUAUGCAUCUAUCAAGAAGGCCAUCCCUCUGGACGCCCCGUCGCCCGUCUUCGCCGUCAAGCUGAUUCAUAAAGGCUAUGCCAUCCGACAUGGCGGCAUCUCGGCCAAGCAGCUGGCCAUGGAAGUGUCUCUCCACUCGCAUGUUGGCCAGCAUCCAAACAUUAUCGAGUGGUUCGCGACCGGCGAGGAUGCGGUCUGGCGCUGGAUUGCCAUGGAGUUCGCCGAGGGUGGCGACCUGUUUGACAAGAUUGAGGCUGACGUGGGCGUGCCCGAGGACAUUGCCCAUCUCUACUUCAUCCAGCUGAUCAGCGGCGUUAGCUACAUGCACUCCAAAGGCGUGGCCCACCGCGACCUCAAGCCCGAGAAUAUCCUGCUAUCAGAGAGCGGGAACCUCAAGAUUGCCGACUUCGGCAUGGCUACGAUGUUCGAAUACAAGGGCGUGAGGAAGCAAAGCACUAGCAUGUGUGGCAGCCCGCCAUAUAUUGCUCCCGAAGUCCUUCAGUGUGCGAGACAAGCAAGGCAGGACAGAAAAUCGGCUGGGAAAUACUCAGCCGAUCUAGUCGACAUCUGGUCGUGCGGCGUCAUCCUCUUCGUCCUCUUAGUCGGAAACACCCCCUGGGACGAACCAACCUCCUCGAGCUGGGAAUUCCAAGAAUACGUUCGAACCAACGGCCGCAGUACCGACUCCCUCUGGUCGCGCAUCCCCCCCGACGCGCUCUCCCUUCUCCGCGGCAUGAUGAACAUCGAAGCUAGCAAGCGUUUCUCCUUUGCUCAAAUCCGCCAGCACCCCUGGUACACCCGCCGCAACCCUCUCCUCACCGCCGACGGCCGUGUCUCAGACCCCAUCACCCUCGCCACCAAGAUGCUCGCCAACCUGCGCAUCGACCUUAAGGCUGACCCUACCCUCUCCCAGCGCCACUCCCAACCCGAACCCAUGGACCUUGACUCGCACCAGAACCUCCCAGACUGGUCUCGUCUUCCGGCUACACAGCCCGAGACCCCCCUCAAUGACCCCCUCUUUGAUUGGGAACGCCCCGCCCCCCGCGUCGUCGGCAGCACUUACACCAUCUCCUCCACCCAGCCCAGCACAAGCAGCGCCUCGUCCAGCGGACUAUCAUCCCAGAUCCCUCGCAACGGUCGGCACCAUGCUGCGCUCAAUGCUCUCUCCGACGAGCCGUCCAUGUCCCAGUUCUCGCAAACUCCUGGCGUGCCCCUGUCCCUGACCCAGCACGCCCGAAAAUUCCGCGACAUUGUCCCCGCGUACUCGCUCACGCGGUUCUAUUCGCAUGUCCCGGAGUCCUUACUCGUUCAAAUGCUCCGCGACGCGUUACACCAACUUAACGUCCCCCUUCCUCCCGCCAAAUCCGGCAACGGAGUUGCCGCCGGCGUGGCAAGUGACAUGGUCGCACUCAUUAAAGUGCGCACGGUUGAUGGACGUCGGCAAACGAUGCACGGCGAGGUGUUGGUCGAGAAGAUUAGAAUCAGUGCAAGUACCUCGGGACAUGGUGGCGAUGGGGACGAGGAGGAUGUAAUUGAGUUGUUGGAGGUGCGGUUCGUGAAGAUUAAGGGGGAUCCGUUGGAGUGGAGGCGGUUUUUCAAGAAGGUGGCGUUGUUGUGUAGGGACGCAAUUUAUAGUCCGGAAAGUGAGGGCGGGGCGUAG
Messenger RNA from Thermochaetoides thermophila DSM 1495, 1737 nucleotides. RefSeq lists its product as uncharacterized. The record is from RefSeq and is a predicted model, not a curated record. Lineage: Eukaryota; Fungi; Ascomycota; Sordariomycetes; Sordariales; Chaetomiaceae. Gene Ontology annotation, molecular function: protein kinase activity; ATP binding. Gene Ontology annotation, cellular component: nucleus; cytoplasm; site of double-strand break. Gene Ontology annotation, biological process: protein phosphorylation; mitotic G2 DNA damage checkpoint signaling. The transcript is spliced from 2 exons. Bases 1 to 1737 code for a protein of 578 amino acids.